Messenger RNA from Limulus polyphemus (Atlantic horseshoe crab), 2328 nucleotides. RefSeq names its product angiotensin-converting enzyme-like. Gene Ontology annotation, biological process: proteolysis. The transcript has 14 exons. Gene Ontology annotation, molecular function: peptidyl-dipeptidase activity; metallopeptidase activity. The record is from RefSeq and is a predicted model, not a curated record. Gene Ontology annotation, cellular component: plasma membrane. NCBI's taxonomy places the organism in Eukaryota, Metazoa, Arthropoda, Merostomata, Xiphosura, Limulidae. The coding region runs from base 135 to 2078 and encodes 647 amino acids.
UAACUAGAAAACAACUAAGGCACGUGACUAAAGAGGGCGUGAACAGUACUUAAAAGAGUGACAACACAAUUCAGAGUCUUAGUGCCAACUGACCAUUAGGCAAAACAACCCCGUGUAGAAGAGAGCUCUUAAGCAUGGGGACAACUGGAUUUUGGAUAGUUCUGUUAUGCACAUUUACCAUUACUUCAACAAGUCUGGGCGCUUCUUCAAACAAUCGAGAUAUCUCGGCUAAAUACGUUAGUGGUGAUAACCCUGAUGAAGCCGAAGGAUUCGAAUUCUUACAAACGUAUGAUAAGCGGGCUUCGCAAGAGUGUUACUUAAGUGUUUUAUCGAACUGGGCCUACGCCACUAAUCUCACUGAAGAAAACAAACAAAACUUGUUGGAACGGUCUCUAGUAUAUGCAGAGUUUCAAAAAGAAGCAUGGAAAAAUGCCACCUCGUUUGCCUGGAAGCAGUUUAAAAAUCCAUCAACUAGAAGACUAUUUAAAUUCCUGUCUAUCCUUGGAACUGCUGCUCUUCCAACGGAGAAGCUGAAGGAGCUAAAUGAAAUAUCGGCUAGUAUGGAGGAUACUUACAGUACAUCUAAAAUCUGCCCUUACUCGCUACAAGUUGUAAUAACUGACGAAAGUGAGAAUCUUGACGAUGAUAAAAGUUCUUCAGAAGAAGAGAACUGUACUUUGUCAUUGGAGCCAGAUAUAACUCGAAUUUUAAAGAAGUCACAAAACUACGAUGAACUGGCUUAUGUGUGGAAGGCUUGGCGGGACUCAAGUGGAAAAAAGAUUAGAAAACGAUAUGAACGUUUUGUAGAACUCAGUAAUGACGCAGCCAGACUUAACGGCUUUGCGGACAUGGGAGAAAUGUGGAGGGAAUCCUACGAAUCUGACACAUUUUUAGAAGAUCUAGAAAAUCUUUGGAAACAACUACUUCCCCUGUAUGAAAACCUGCAUGCUUACGUGCGGAGGAAAUUAAUUUCCAAAUAUGGAAAUGAUAAGAUUCGUCCUGAUGGACCAAUUCCAGCUCAUCUACUUGGUAAUAUGUGGGCUCAAGACUGGGCAGGAGUACAAGAGUUUACUGAACCGUAUCCAGGCAAACCAUCACUCGACGUCACUCCACAGAUGGUAGAACAGAAUAUGACGGCUCUGGAUAUGUUCAACAUAUCUGAAGAAUUCUUCUCUUCACUUGGGCUGAAAGAGAUGCCUCCUCCUUUUUGGGAACACUCAGUUAUAGAAAAGCCUACAGACAGGGAAAUUGUUUGUCAUGCAUCAGCCUGGGAUUUCUGUAAUGGUAAAGACUAUCGAAUCAAGCAGUGUACAGACAUCACUAUGCAAGAUCUGAUUACUGUUCAUCAUGAAAUGGGUCAUAUUGAGUAUUAUCUCCAAUAUGCUGAUCAACCAAGCCUUUUCCGUGAAGGAGCUAACCCAGGUUUUCAUGAGGCUGUUGGUGAUGUACUAGCAUUAUCUGUCUCAACCCCAAAACAUCUGAAGGCCAUAAGUCUCUUAAACGAAAUUGCUGAUGAUCCUGAGGGUGACAUCAACUAUCUCUACAGUAUUGCUUUGGAUAAGAUUUCAUUUCUUCCAUUUGGCUAUUUGAUGGACCUCUGGCGGUGGGGAAUAUUUAGUGGAAACACAUCUGUUGAGGAGAUGAAUACAAAGUGGUGGGAACUCAGGUUGAAAUAUCAAGGUGUUUGCCCACCUGUCAAGAGAACAGAAGAGGAUUUUGAUCCAGGUGCAAAAUAUCAUAUACCUGGCAAUACCCCUUACAUCAGGUACUUCGUGAGCUUUGUCAUUCAGUUUCAGUUCCAUAAAGCUCUUUGUGAGGCUGCUGGCCAUGAGGGGCCACUUUAUAAGUGUGACAUCUAUCAAUCUAAAGAAGCUGGAAAGUUACUGAGUCAAGUUCUUCAACUUGGAAGUUCAAAGCCUUGGACUGAGGCUAUGAAAAUCAUGACAGGAGGGAAGACCAAUAAAAUGGAUGCAGCACCCAUUAUAGAGUACUUUGAUCCUCUUAUUCAGUGGCUCAAAGAACAGAAUAAAAAUUACACUCUUGGCUGGACCAGCAAUGAUCCUACAAUUUGCCCUUAGAAAUAUUAAAAUACAAUAAUGUAUUACAGUUAUUCCAGAUUUUAUAUAUCUCACACGUUUACAGUUAUUAUAUUUACUUCUAUAGCAACAUUAGUUAUUGAUAAGUGCUACUGAUGUGUUAACCACAUUAUAUCUGCUAUAUCUACAGCUAAUGAGGAUUUUCACCUGAUACCAGACACUGUCACUUUGAGCAAUGUAUUUUGUUUGACAGUGCAUUUAAUAAAAUUCUAGAUUUUUAAUUGUAUUUAAA